GAUGGCGCGGACCCCGGGGCCGGCACCGCCGUAUCCCGGAGGCGGCAAAGCACAACUUUCCUCCGCUUCUGCCCCCGGAGCCCAGCUCUUCCCGCUGCCGCCGCCGCUGCUGCUGUUGCUGCUCUUCCCGCUGUUCUUCUUUUCCCGGUUCUGCGGUGCCUUAGCUGGACCAAUUGUUGUGGAACCAUAUGUCACAGCAGUAUGGGGGAAGAAUGUUUCAUUGAAGUGUAUAAUUGAAGUAAACGAAACUAUAACACAAGUUUCAUGGGAGAAGAUUCAAGGCAAAAGCUCACAGACUGUUGCAGUUCAUCAUCCUCAAUAUGGAUUCUCUGUUCAAGAGGCCUAUCAAGGGAGAGUCUUAUUUAAAAAUCAUUCACUUAAUGAUGCAACCAUUGUUCUCCGAAACAUAGACUUUUCUGAUUCAGGAGAAUAUAUAUGCAAGGCGGUUACAUUCCCAUUAGGAAAUGCGCAGUCAUCUACAACUGUAACUGUACUGGUUGAGCCUACUGUGAGCUUAAGAAAGGGACCAUACCCUUUAAUUGAUGGUGGAAAUGAAACAGUAGCAGCCAUUUGUACAGCAGCCACUGGAAAACCAGUUGCACAGAUUGACUGGGAAGGUGAUCUUGGUGAAAUGGAAUCCACCGUAACUUCUUUUCCAAAUGAGACUGUGACAAUUGUAAGCCAAUAUAAACUUAUUCCAACCAAAUUUGCUCGAGGAAGACGUAUUACUUGUGUUGUGAGGCAUCCUGCUUUGGAAAAGGAAAUUCGGUAUUCUUUUAUGCUGGAUAUACAAUAUGCCCCUGAAGUUUCAGUCACAGGGUAUGAUGGAAAUUGGUUUGUUGGAAGAAUGAAUGUUAAUCUCAAGUGUAAUGCAGAUGCAAAUCCACCACCUUCACAGUCUAAAUGGAGCAGGUUGGAUGGACAGUGGCCUGAUGGUUUAGAGACUUCAGAGAAUACUCUGUAUUUUAUCAAUCCACUGACUUACAAUUAUUCCGGUGUUUAUAUCUGUAAGGUUACAAAUUCCCUUGGCCAACGAAGUGCCCGAAAGAUCAUCUACAUAUUAGAUGUUCCAUUUAAGCAGACCUCUUCCAUAGCAGUAGCUGGAGCAGUCAUUGGAGCUGUCCUUGCGCUUUUUAUCAUUACUAUUUUUGUGACUGUGUUGCUGACUCCUCGGAAAAAGAGGCCAUCCUAUCUUGACAAAGUGAUCGAUCUUCCACCCACACAUAAACCACCUCCUGUGUAUGAAGAAAGAUCUCUCCCUGUGCCUCAAAAUGAAAUCACACAUCAGAGCCAGGCAUAAGGACCAGAUCGAGACCAGGGACCCAGUACUAGACCACAUCAAGUACUAGAUGGACCUCUUUUGGAAAAUGAUCUUUGUCCAGGUCUCAACUACUGUCAUUUCUGUUGAAGAGGUAUCACCCACUUAUUCAGCCACUAAUGAUUUCCCUAGGGAAAACAGCAGCAGAACUAAAUCUUCCUACCUCCAUUUAAUUAUACAUCUUAGCAACCAGUACUAGAAUACAUUCCCUUUUCAUUACUAGUGACUCAGGAGCCCUAAGAUGCCUAAACCAUUCAGGUGCCUUUAAUUGUUGGUAUUAUGUAGAAGAAAUUAUUCUUAGUGAGUAUCAUUACUAUGUAAAAGUGAAGCUACUUAAGUGACAUAUCCUGUGAAUGGGUUACCCCAAGGCAAAAAGUCUAUUAGGUAAUUCUAAUUCUACUAAUUUUGAGGUGAAAUACUCUGAUUAAUAGUAACAGCUAUAUCAAGGAUGUUUAAAUAUGCCUAUCUAAUAAUAUGGACAUACUGCUUUGAUAAUUCAAGAUUGGUAAUUUCAUCCAUGUGAGUUGUCUACGUUCUCCACAGAGGCAGGUUUUUGCUCCACCCUCACACAUUUACAUGCACACACUAAUUUGGUAGACACUUUUAUAUUGAUCAGUCUGUUCUUUGUUUUUAGUUAAACUAUACCUGUGCUUUUUGCAUGUUUGAAAAAUCUCUAACUGUUGGGUUAGAUUGAUGUAGAUUAUUUCUUCCCUAUGACCAUAUAACACUUAGUGGAUCCUUGAUUCCAAUAGUAAAUUUACUUUCUUUACUCUUAAAAAUCAUAACUCACCCACUCUCAUUCUAUAAUCUUAUUCUUUAGGGUGCAGAAUGAGACAAACCCCCACCCCACUUCCUUUAAGACAUGGUCAAUGCAGAAGUCUGUAUUGUUUGACUGUACACAUUUGUAAAAGGGGUAUGGUUUUGUUUCUCUUGCUUUUUUAAUGGGAGAAGGUGGGUUGGCAGGGAAGAAGUGAGAAGAGA
Vombatus ursinus (common wombat) is the source of this 2299-nucleotide messenger RNA. RefSeq names its product nectin cell adhesion molecule 3 (gene NECTIN3). The record is from RefSeq and is a predicted model, not a curated record. Gene Ontology annotation, cellular component: apical junction complex; adherens junction. The transcript has 8 exons. Lineage: Eukaryota; Metazoa; Chordata; Mammalia; Diprotodontia; Vombatidae. The coding region runs from base 2 to 1300 and encodes 432 amino acids. Gene Ontology annotation, biological process: heterophilic cell-cell adhesion; symbiont entry into host cell; homophilic cell-cell adhesion.